Molecule: messenger RNA, 669 nt
Organism: Neurospora hispaniola
Lineage: Eukaryota; Fungi; Ascomycota; Sordariomycetes; Sordariales; Sordariaceae
Exons: 1
Coding region: 305-637 (110 amino acids)
Source: RefSeq, a predicted model, not a curated record
GUGUUCAAAGCAUAGACUGACAUAAGGAGACGUGGAAGUAAACUAUCGGUUCGGAUAUUUUGCUUCUUGAGCGUACAUUGAACGGUCGUCUACCUGUUCCACUCCCAACGUCUGCCAUAAGUAUUGCCUCCGUCAAGCAUCACUCCAGCCAUCACACAGAACGGGCUUACACCCGCGAUACCAACAAGCCAAACCUACCUCACGUGCACGCCAUCCACACCCGCCAAUUUCCACCGUGCUACCACCACCCCAUCCAACCAGCCACACCUCCCUUUUUCCCUACCACCAAUUACUACCACCCAAAAUGUGCUACUUCGAACAAACCCUCUGGUCCUGCGGCUACUGGAAGUGGGGAAACUUCCGCCAGCAGUGCAACAAGGAAUACCGCACGGGCGAGACGUGCGGACUCAAGCUCGUCUACGAAACCAACUUUAUUCCUUCUCCUUGCAAGAUUUGCGAGCAAAUCACCAAGAAGGAUCGAAGACUACGCAAGAUGGCAGAGGAUAUUGAACGCUGGACACGCGAGGGAAAUCGCAGAGCCACCAUAGAAAAGACGCAGGCGGAUAUGUUGGGGGUGCGGGGGCAGAUUCAAGAGCUGUGGAGGGGGCACGAGGAGAAGCAGAGGAGUAUUUGUUGAGGAGUGUGGCGGUGCAAGUAUGACCAUUUCUU